GAAUUUUGGUGACAUUUGGUGUACCUCUCCCCCAUCAUGCUUUACUGGUUCAACACGCACAUAAAGGAUACAAGCCCCUUGGAGACACAAGUUCGUCGCCGACCGAGUUUGAACUAGCAGACUCCAAAAUGAGAAAAAUGUCCAUUCGCGAGGGACUGAACUCCAUUGGACCGUCCACACACCCGCAGAGGUGGCUCGGCCUCAUUGCGCUAUCGUUCAUUUUCUUCUUUUUUUUCUUCAACGCCAGGGAAUACUCCAACAACUUCUCUGAGAGUUCCACAGACGCCCCGGAUGGCCAGUCCGUCCCGAUUCACCCAGCUCAGACGACGCUGUCUGAGCCGCCGACGCAGCCACCCUCAGACGUGCAAGCUCCGCCAGAGAACAAAAACCGCCGUCUCGUCGUAAUUGUGCCCGCCACCGACCCAAGCCCGGAAAUCUGCAAGUUCAUCCUGACCGCUAUUGCUCUUGGCUACCCACGCCCCAUCAUCAUCAACUGGGGCCUGGAUUACCGCUCUGUAUCGAAAUGGGAGCGUGGUCAUAGCCUCAUUAAGACGGUGGGGAUUGUGCGAUAUCUUGAUGCCGCCUUGCACCCUGAUGCCCACCCUGACGAAAAGCUCGACGAGGAUGACCUCGUUCUCAUCUCGGAUGGCUCUGAUGUCUGGUUUCAAUUGCCCCCCGAUAUUCUCCUCGCACGUUUUCACAGGAGCAAUGCGAGAGCCAAUGCCCGGCUACGCGAGCAGUGGCACGGCGACUCACCUAUGCCGAUGCGGCAAACCAUCGUCACAGCAUGUCAGAAAAAGUGCUACCCAUCCAUCAUAUCCGGCCAAAACAUACGCUGCCACCUUCUCCCAGAGAGUCCGCUCAGAGCGGACCUGUACGGCCCAGAGACUGACAAGAACGAAACCCGCCACCACACCAAUCGACCCCGGUUUAUCAACGGAGGUAGCUACAUGGGCCCGGCAGGUGACAUGCGACGCAUGUUUCGCCGUGCCCAAGCCAUACUGGACGCCUACAUCGGCACGGGCAUGAAGGUCCAAAGCGAGCAGGGCCUCGUGGGAGAGAUGCUGGGUGAGCAGGAGCUGUGGCGGCAGUGGCUGAGGAAGCAAAAUUCAGCCGAUGAUGAGGCCAUGGCGAUGAUGGAGCAGACUUACGAGUACCAUAUCGGGCUUGACUAUCAUCAGGAGCUGUCCAUCCCUACCGUAAAGGCCCACCAGGACGGAGUGUUUAUUAAACUGAACAACCAAAUCGGUAUCGAGGAACACUCGGCAGAACUUCAGAUCUCUCCUGUCCGGCUCAAGGGUGUUCCGGAUGAUAUCAAGGCCACCCAAAACCCGCUGGCGAACGUGACGGAGAAUCCGGACUGGGGCGAGAUGCCCCUCUACGCCGACUUUUUUACCGAAUCCGUUCCCGUGAUGGUGCAUCACAACGCUCACGAGAACAAUCUGAAAGAACGACGUGUUUUGUGGUGGGAUCAAACGUGGUUCUUUCCGCACCUGCGAGAGCUUGUUGCUCGCACCCUGACGCCAAGGGAACCGACUCCGUUGGCAACUGUGCAAACUGAGGAUGGCGAGAUCACAUACUGGGCGCCACCGUUGGACAGCGUGCGAAGAAAGCCGCGGGUGUUCUUCGACUCGGUUGUGGAAUCUAUGAUUGAGGGCGACUUUAACACUAUGUGUCGAUAUCCGGACGAACAACCGGACGUGGGGCCGCACUGGUGGGACGAGGUUUUUCGGGACGGCAAGGGACCAAUUUAGACUGUAGAACAUGUAUAAUUCGAAUUGGUAAUGAACACAAUUUUAUUUCAUGCCCAUUCGAUGGUAGUCUAUCUCCAGUCGUGUCUUAUAUGAGUUACCACUUUGAGUAGCCCUUGGCAACUCAACAUUCAACUCUGCCAGAUCCCUUGUGCCUGUCAGAAUCAUGGCAAGAUGUGCCAUUUAUCAAGAGGUUAGGGUGCCCUAGUACACACAUACCCAGAGGGGGGACUAGAA
Messenger RNA from Ilyonectria robusta, 1988 nucleotides. RefSeq lists its product as uncharacterized. The record is from RefSeq and is a predicted model, not a curated record. The transcript has a single exon. NCBI's taxonomy places the organism in Eukaryota, Fungi, Ascomycota, Sordariomycetes, Hypocreales, Nectriaceae. Bases 129 to 1754 code for a protein of 541 amino acids.